Molecule: messenger RNA, 1877 nt
Organism: Haliotis rubra (blacklip abalone)
Lineage: Eukaryota; Metazoa; Mollusca; Gastropoda; Lepetellida; Haliotidae
Product: protein Mpv17-like
Exons: 7
Coding region: 110-640 (176 amino acids)
Cellular component (GO): membrane; cytoplasm
Source: RefSeq, a predicted model, not a curated record
UGCUACACGCAUGCGCACUUCAACAAGCGACACCACGAGUAUCCGUCGGUAGAAGUCUGUGAGGCAGCGAGCUGAUGACGAGAGAAGGGUAUUCUGCUGCAAGUUAAGCAUGGCGGGGAUAUGGCGAUCGUAUCUCCGGGUACUCAACAAGUACCCAAUGGGGACAAUGUGCGCCACAACAGGGAGCCUGAUGAUGGCAGGAGAUGGAAUCAGCCAACUGGCAGUGGAGAAGAAAGAACUGAGGAACUAUGACCUCGCCAGGAGUGCCCGGUUCUUGGUGUUUGGCACUGUUGUUAUCGGACCAGUGCUGCGAGGAUGGUACAUGUCUCUAGAUCGACUCUUCAUCGGGAAGAAGGCAGCACCAAUCAAAAUGAUGGUUGUAGAUCAGUGUUUCUUUGCUCCCCAAGUACUGAUGCUGUUUUUGACUGGGAUGGCAGCAUUUAGAGGGGACAGCUUCCAUGAUAUCAAAAAGAAAGUCAAACAGGAUUACAUUACAAUCCUGGUGACAAAUUACAAGGUGUGGCCUGCUGCACAGCUCAUCAACUUUUUCCUUGUCCCACUUCAACACAGAGUUCUGUUUGUCAACUUUAUUGCCCUGGGAUGGAAUACGUACAUGGCCUGGAUGUCGGAGAAGAAGUGAGGUUGGGUUGCCAUGUUUAGAGGUGGCCCAGCUGCUGUCAUAGAACAGCGUCAUGACAUGAUCUUCACACCAUGCUAUUCAUGACAGGAAGACCACCGGAGUAGCAGGACCAGGAGAUGUCAGAGUAGACACCAUUGGUCACCUCCAGCUAGCUCUCGCUUAUUUCCCCCUUAACAGUCCUGUACUUGUCCUCCAUGUAUAUUGUUACCAGUGUCAGACUAAUGGGACGAGCGGCCAGGGUCUAUCCCUGCUGACCACAGAUGAGGAGAAUGGAGGGGCAGGAACAGAUUUUGCACAGGAUUUGAUAGUUUUAUGAAGUUGUGCAAGUUGAAAGUUUGUCAUGUGCAGGUUGUUCCCUCUACCUUGUGAUUGUCUGACACUAGGGACAGUGCCACAGUACUGACACAGGGCAAACGGACAGCACAGAAAUAUAAUCGGUAAAAUGUUUUUUUAUAAUCAGUUUGAUUCCUUCUGUUGUAACAGGAGGUAAGCAAGACAGAAUUGUGGACUGUAUGUAACCAUAUCUAUGUCUGUGAAGUAUGUUGAUAUUUAGAACCAGAACAUUGGGUAUAAGUAGAUGUAAAACAGAAACAUAGAAAACUUCUACACAUGUGGAUCUUACAGUUAGUAAGACAUGGGUCAUAAAAUGAAUAGAAAUCACUUUCUAUAUGAAAUAUUUUGUACCAGCAAUAGGAAUGUACAUUUCUUUCAGUUGUGACACAGGGCACUCGGUAGGACUACACAGCAUUACCAGUAUACUGGUUUAUAGCAGUAAUUAAAGAAUUUGAGUCUCAGUCUGUAGAACCGGUUUUGAAAGUCUGUUAGUUGAUCUGAUGGGGGGUGGCUCACAGGCUCCGACACUGCCUGGGUGCUACGUACAGUGAGCAGUGUCACCAGACACACUUGUGUAGAUUGUGAAUAACAUAUACUGAUCUACUACAAUAUAUUUACUAUACCUGGAAAUGGUGUUUGUUCUCUGAUGUCAGUUUAAUGAUAUCUGGAUCCAUGUUUACUGUUGGGAGUCGGUGGGUAUGAAUGAGCCUAAAGGCACAUGUGAUAAGUGUGAAGGAAGACCAUGUUUGUAUGUGUAACAUAUUUUUGUUCAAUAAAGUGGAUAGAAAUCCAUAAUUUUCUUGCAUAAAUAACAAUGAAUAUUGUCUGAUGAAAACAUGAUUUUCUUUCUGAUGUACCUGGGUAUAUUGUUUGUGACCCUUCCAAGAAUAAAUUUCCUGUCUCA